AUGAACGAGGGACGCCAAGGAGAAUUGGGGUUAGGUAUUCCAGGAAACUUUGAUGAUGAUAAUCAAGACAACGUGAAUAACCUGGAAAACGUGAAUAACCCAAGGAACCCAAAUAACCAAGGAGUACCGCCGAUUGUUCCCGUAAGACCAGUCCGUGAUGUGGCAGUCCCACUCACAGCCAACUUGACAUCCAGUAUUAGGAAACCUCCACCGGGGGGUAGAUUUGAACUAAAGCAGAGCAUGGUACAGAUCCUCCAAACUAAUGGGCAAUUCACUGGUCUCCCCCAUGUGGAUCCUCAAGUCCAUCUUAGAACUUUCAUAGACAUCACCAAUACAUACAUCCCAAUUGGAGUCUCAUCAGACUAUGUAAGGUUGACUUUGUUCCCAUACUCAUUGUUAGGAGCUGCAAGACAUUGGUUAGACUCUGAGCCACCAAACUCCAUCACCACUUGGGAUGAUCUAGCAAAGAAGUUCCUGAGUAGAUUUUUCCCAUCCAAGAAAACCACGAAGUUGAGGGGGGAGAUAAUAAACUUUGUUCAAAAGCAAGGGGAAGACAUCUACCAAGCAUGGGCACGUUUCAAACAAAUGUUGAUUGCUUGCCCACACCACAUGCAAACCAAUGAGGUACUUGCUCACACUUUCUUUGAAGGUUUAGAUUAUAAUGCUCAUUCUCUUCUUAAUAGUGCAACAAGUGGACAAGCCUUAUCCAUAAAAAGUGAAGAGUUCUUCGCCCUACUUGAUAAACUUUCAGAAGGGAACCAAGGGUAUGAGGGGAAAAUGUCUAGAACCCCCACCCAAAAGGCUGCAGGGAUCUUAGAUGUAGAUCAAGCUACUGCCAAAAAUGCGAAAUUAGAUGCAAUGCAACAUAACAUUACAUUGCAAUUUAAACAAAUAGCUCUAAAUCAGGCUCCGGUAAAUGUAGUACAACAUGCAGCAAAUUGGUGUGAGGUAUGUGGUAGUGGAACUCAUGAAACCGAGCAAUGCGAGGCAAACCCGGAUUCCGUAAACUAUGUGGGUAAUGCCCAAAGGGGUGGAGUCCAACAAAAUUAUGGUAAUACUUACAACCCUAGUUGGAAGAACCAUCCUAACUUCUCAUGGGGUGGGAACCAAAACCAAAAUCAGGCGCAAGGGGUUAACCAAUACAGUUCUCAAGGGGCUGGGCAAUAA
Messenger RNA from Solanum stenotomum, 1167 nucleotides. RefSeq lists its product as uncharacterized. The record is from RefSeq and is a predicted model, not a curated record. The transcript has a single exon. Lineage: Eukaryota; Viridiplantae; Streptophyta; Magnoliopsida; Solanales; Solanaceae. The coding region runs from base 1 to 1167 and encodes 388 amino acids.